GGGAGGCGGGCCGAGGCGCGGGCUGGGCGACGCGCGAACACUUGUGUCGGGGUUAUGUCCAGCGCCACGCCGCUCUAGCCGCCGCCGCGGACAUGGAGAAGAGGAUCGAGCUCGAGCGGAGGGGCAGGAACCCCGCCAAGAUCACAGAGCUAAACUUGGACAAUUGCAAAAGCACCUCCGUUGUAGGGCUGACUGAGGAGUUCGAGAAUUUGGAAGUGUUAAGCCUGAUAAAUGUGGGUCUCACCUCUCUCAAAGGGUUCCCAGCCCUUCCCAAUCUGCGGAAGCUGGAGCUCAGUGACAACCGAAUCUCAGGUGGUUUGUCCGCCCUGACAUGCCUCCCCAAAUUGUCAUACCUCAACCUUUCCGGAAACAAGAUAAAAGACUUAGAAACUCUUGAGGCCUUGAAGGACCUAAAAUCUCUGGUAAAUUUGGAUCUAUUCAACUGUGAAGUAUCACAGAUUGAGAACUACAGAGAAAAGAUGUUCAGUUUGAUACCAUCGCUUGUAUUUCUGGAUGGUUUCGAUAAAGAGGACAACAGUGAGGAUGAGGAAGAUGGGGAAGAGGAGGAAGAUGGUGUGGAUGCUUUAGAAGGAGACCCAGAGCAGGACGAUGAAGACAUAGAUGGUGAGGAGGAAGAGGAGAUAGACGAAGAGGAGGUAGAAGAGGAAGAAGACGAAGACGAGGAUGAAGAAGAUGUGCCUCUGGAUGCUCUCUACAAGGAGUAUAAUCCUGUAAGUGACGAUGAAGACAUAGAUGGUGAGGAGGAAGAGGAGAUAGACGAAGAGGAGGUAGAAGAGGAAGAAGACGAAGACGAGGAUGAAGAAGAUGUGCCUCUGGAUGCUCUCUACAAGGAGUAUAAUCCUAUCGGAGAUGAUGAUUACGAAGCAGCAGAUGGUGAAGAAGAGGAAGAUGACAUCCUGGAGGAGGAGGAGGAAGAAGGAGCUGAAAACCGAGGUCAGAAGAGGAAACUGGAAGAGAGUGAAGACUAGUGUCAUACAUGCAGCAUGUGUGUGACAGCCUGUAGCCAGAGGAACGAGUAUUGGCAGUAGCUUGCCUCGUUUGUCUCCGUGAUGGGGCAGUAUAUAUGGGCUCAGGGCCUAAGGCUUGUGUAAUUCAUGUAUAAAGUAGAGUGAAGAUAUUUAUUGUGAUCAAAACAGUGGUAUCUUUUUAGGGAGUAUUAAGCAAAUGAUGACCACCAAUCAUAUCUCUACAUACCUGGUAUCCAAAAGCUGCAGGCCAAACUUCUGUAACCAUAGUUUUGCUUGGAGGUCAGUCUUCUUGCAGGUGUUUUUAAGCCCAGCCAUUCACAGCCUUCCUUAGUGAUAUCACAGCUGGCUCAUCUUUUCCCUAAUUUAUAUCAGUGCCCCCUCUCGGCCUGGCUAACCCUUGCCCUGACUGCCACUCGCCCUGCUUGACCCAACCCUACUCAUCCAUCGCCCGGUUACGAAGGCCAGUGAGGUACAUCUCGAUACAAAAGUUGCGCCAUAAUGGGAUCUUCUUGAAAGUCACUGUGUAUAUCGAGUAAAUAACCCAUAUUCCUGGCUAAAUGUGAUCAUCAAAACUAAUGUAAUAUAGUUGGAUUUGCCUUUUUGGAGUGGCAAAUGUUCAUCAGCUGGAAAUAUAGAGUGAACUUGAUUUCCUGUCUCCAGUAGAAUAACAUCGUAAGGUUUAUAUUAGUUAUUGCAAUAGUUCAGAUUUUAAAAUUGGAAUAUUUUAUAGUAGCAGACAAGACUUUGCAAGCAAAACUUAGACAAAUUAGAAAAGAGAGCAAUCCAGAACUUGAGACUAAAUGACAAUGUCAUUACUGGCCUCAAAUAACCGUGGUUAACAAAUGUGUGGCAGACUUGGCUAGUGUAAAUGUUGGUGGAUAUGUUUGUAUAGCUGGUGGCAGACAAGACAUUAGGUAUAGCUGGCAGCAAAUAUGGUUGAUGCGUUUGCCCAUCUAAACUGCUGUAAAUCACUUGAAAGUUGCUUUUUUCCUUUGAUGUUUGUAUCUAGGAUUUGUUAAAAGUCCUGGGAAUGUUGUCAGAAAUUUAACUUUUAUCUGUUUGUUGUUUAAUGAUGGUUCAAAUUUUUUGAAAAUUUAAUAUCAGCAAUAAUAUUUUCAGUUUGAAUUAUCAUUGGUCGACAGUGUCUAUAUUUCUAUAUGUCUGAUAGCUAUGAUGGUUGGUUACAGGGGAUGUAUAUAAACAAUACAGAGUGUAACACGAUCAUCAUCAAUACCAUAAUUAUAAGACACGUUGAAACAUGAUUGUCAAAGGCUACUCUUAAUUUUUUAAUUUUCAUACUUAAUAUAGUAUCAGAUUGUUGUGUGGUAGUGCGGUAGGUGAUGUAUGUUCUGCGAGAUCCUCAAUCUGGCUGGACAAGACCUCCGUCAUGGCUGCUGAGGCAGGGUUUGGGUGUCUGUCUCUAUGGAAGGCCUUAUUCUCGAGCCAUGAUGACUUAAAACAGCUCUUGGUAUGUAUGUAAAUACGUGCAUUUGAUGUGGACGUACCUAUGUUAAGGCCGAGUUUUGUUGGGGACUUUCCUGGCUUUAGAAUAAUGCUUAAUGCUAAAUAGACUUUGUAGAGGAGAAGAAAGUGUAUUAGCAAAUUCUAAAGACCUAAAUCAUAUUGAUAUGCCUGGAGUUAGGAUACACCCAACACAGGAAGGGUUGUAUCUGGAAGCUCCACAUUUCAAGCAAAAUUUUAAGAAUUAAUCUGAAUUGCAAGAUUUUUUUCUUUCUGUUUUUGAUAUAGAGAUGUGAAUUAUAAAGAGUUGCACUGUCUGAGUGUGGGUAAAUGAUCUCAAAUUGAAAACCAAACCAUAUCCGGCUCCAGCAGCCAUGAUCCCUAACUGUGCGAGAGUGGAUUGCAUGUGUUCAGUGCACCAUCCUGCCUUGAUAGUGUAACGAUUAGAGUGUGUAAAGUUAAAUUGAAUAUGUAGAUUAUGUCAGAUGGUGAUGGCAGUGAUGGGGAGCAGAUGACUAGGCUGAGCACUACCACGGCACAGUUCUAAGAGUACAAAGUACAGAGUCCAGUUAUCAUUGAGCCUCCCGCCAUGCCUCUACUGCAGCAGUGGUACUUGGGCACCACGAGGCACUACAUUUUGCUCCACACGAGCCUUUUUCCUGUGUGGGGUACGUAAUCUUAGGGUGGUGUGAGGAUUUUUAUAAGAUGGAGCGUGGCACACAUUUGAUGAAGACAUAAAGUACUUGUGUGAUUUUAGGAAAUAAUCAGUUUAGUUAAUUAUUGCAAAUAGAUGUUAUCAGCAUUUACAAUUGCAAAUAUUUAAGGUAUUACACAAGUAGAUGCUUAACGUUAGUAGAUUAAGGGAUUUUUUUUUUCCCUUUAAUGCAGUGCAAGGGCAUGCAGCAUCUAUAUCAUUCUUGUUUGUGCAGUGCCGUCCAGGCUUCAAAGAAAAAAUGCUUUAGGAGUGAAAACGUUGCAUUUAAGGAAAGUUAAUCACAUACUAAUAGCAACCAAUAGCAGUAUUACCCACAAAUAAGAUGUGUGAUAUUUUGAUGUAAGUGAACAUCAGUUCAAUUUAUUGGCCAGCAGGUUUAGUAAGUAAUCAGAGUGUCACAGUAGGUAUUAACGUUAAUUUAGGCUACCAUGUCUUCCUCAUUUGUGUGACAGUCCUUCUCGUCGCCUUUUGUGAGAACCUCAUUAUUAUCCUGUGGUGUCUGUGAUCCUGCUGCAAACUGAUGCAACUGUCUUUUCAGAAUAAGAUAUACAUAACGUAGUGAAUUGGCAUCAAGUGCUUGUAUCUACACUGCUAUUUAGUGAAUGGAAGUAUGAACAGUUUCACAAUUACAGUAUGGCAGUAAACAGAAGUGUAAAAUACAUUGUAAAAUUGAGUAAAACAUAUUCUGUGGAGGUCCAAGUGCUUGUUUGAUAUUUUCUAUGUUGAAUUUCCAAGUUGGAGGCAUGAGGUGCAUUCAAGGUCACACAAAACCACAUGUUCUGGGCUCAUUAGUGUGAUCACCUCCCAGGGUUGUUAGUGGGGGUGGCUUUCCGGAACUGAGUGUCCGACUUUCAGGACCUGAGCGUUGGACACACUGAUAAAAAGAGCACUUCAAAGCAAAAAGACACUCAUUUUAGAAAGGAUGAAAAAAAAAAUAUAUAUAUUAAAAAGAAAAGUAAUGAAUGUACAAAUUUCAUAAAUAAAUAAUGAUUAAAGGUGAAUUAAAACCAAUGAAGUCUCCACGGCUACCCCCUGGUGAGUAGAGCCAUAGACCCCAUGCAGAGAGGUGCCUUCCCUGAGGGGUGCCACCAUGGCCUCCCGCCCCUCAUUACACCUGAUGGAGGCCCGUUUGUAGUUGAUUUAUGCCCAGUGUUCCUGGUUAGAAUAACAUGCUUUAUGUUAGAGAUUUUAUUAAAUUGAUUAACCACUGUUUUCACUUAUUUGGACAGGUUUCAUUUACGAUAAAUGGAUUGAUCAUGGUAUACAGUUUCUUAUUGCAAGAGCAUAUGACAUCUUGAUCUUUUUAUUACGGCAAAAUAUGACCCCUUUUUUUGUACUUGAUAUUUGUAAAGUGAAUGGGAAAAUACAUGGGCUACAUUUUAAUAUGAAAUGUGAUACGGUUUGGAACACAGCUGCUUGAAGGAAUAAUUUCUGGUUCUCUGGAUAGAUGAAUUUUUCAUGGGUAAUGAGUAUAUACAACGUUGUUAAUGAAAAUUACAAUGGUGAGCUUUAUGAUAAGUAAUAGUAGUGAUUAAAGUAGAUAAAAUUGGCUGUAGCUUGAUGAUAAGUUAUCAUAGUGAUGAUAUUAAUGACUGAUAUCAAAUAUGUAUGAAUAGUGACUGGUACAAUAUUGGCUAAGUGUUAGUAACUACUAUUAUUGUUAUUAUCAUUGAGUUGUUAUUUAUAUUGAUAUUAAAUAAUAAUGAAUUUCACCCAUUUUGUUAUUUAUAUUGAUAUUAAAUGAUAAUGAAUUUCACCCAUUUCAUUAUUUAUAUUGCUUUUUUUUUAUUGUUAUUGUUUUGUGAAUGCUUCUUACACACAAUUUCUCUGUGUUGAAGUAAUUUUCAUUCAAAGUGAACAGUGUUGAUGAUAAUGGUAGUAAUUUUAAUGGUAAUUUUAAACAUGAACACUAAUAACAGAGAUAGUAAAAGAAAGAAAAAAAAAAAAUUGAUAGUGAUUAAAGUCUUCAUUUUUUUUUAUAUUGAUUCCAGUUUUAUACAAUAUUGAAAUGACAAUUAGUCAAGUUAUUACACCUCUCUAAUUGCGUCUUUACUAUGAUAAUAGUUGUUACUGCUGUCACUCUCACUUCUUAGUAUUACUAUGUGUAUGAAUUUAAGCAUGACUACCUAUUCCUAAGUUAUACAUUUUGUUAUUGUAUUUUUAUUAUAUUACAGAAAUUACUUCUUUGUUUCCUGUCAUUUAUUUCCUCUUUUCAACUUGGUACUAUCACUAUUGAAAUACUGUCAUUAGUAUCACUAUGGUAAACUUUGAUCUUUGAGCCAGGUUACAAAUGCAAUACCAUUUACAGUACAUGAUAAUGUAUCUUUAUUUUUAUUGUUAUUAUUUUUUAUAACCUAAUGCCACGACAGUGCAUUUUAAUAAGCUACAUCAACAGUAGUUGAGAUUUUUAUAUCAGCACUCAUUAGUCAGAAUUAAAUACAGUUGAGAGGAAGUUCAGGUCGAUAAACUUUUUAUUUCGUCAGGUUUGUAUGUGGAUCGGUGGACUCUGAUACCCCUCCCCCCCCGUCCAGUGUUAAUUUUCACUGUUUUUUUCUUGUCUUUUCUUUCCUUUUCUUUUCCUUCAUGUUUCUUUAAUUGUCCAUCGUCCCUCUCGGAGAAUGUUUAUAGAUGCUCUCCAGGAAUGUGAAGAGAUCAGAAAUGUUUGGCCAAAGUAGGUCGAUAUUAAAGUGCAAGACCUGGUAUUUGGAGAGAUUUCCUGUAGUGAAAAGUAACUACGGUUUGCUCUAGUUACGUUUUAAGUGCCAUGUUACAGACAAUCUCUAAAGGAGACUAAAUUUUUAAAAAGGAGUGUAAAUUGUACAAAAUAAGUAAAUAGUCUUCUAGUGCCUCACUAUUUUGGCAGAAAUGAAACAUCUGUUCAAAUAAAGAAACAAUGCAUUGUCUAUUGUGUUUUCUUGUGUGACUUUAAACUGGAAAUAUUUUUGGUAUUUGUAAAUUUUGAUGAUAUACCAGUUAAUCACUUUCCCUUCGGCCGUUUGUAUUAUGAUAUUAAAUGUUCAUUUUCAUGAUGCGA
Penaeus chinensis is the source of this 6199-nucleotide messenger RNA. It is a transcript of the gene Mapmodulin, whose product is annotated as acidic leucine-rich nuclear phosphoprotein 32 family member A-like. Gene Ontology annotation, molecular function: histone binding. Gene Ontology annotation, cellular component: nucleus. The record is from RefSeq and is a predicted model, not a curated record. Lineage: Eukaryota; Metazoa; Arthropoda; Malacostraca; Decapoda; Penaeidae. The transcript has 9 exons. Bases 93 to 989 code for a protein of 298 amino acids.